AUGGUACGUACAUGGCAACUUUGGCUCUCCCCACGACCCAUGAGACGCACCGAAACGCCAUCGGAGCCACGUAUGCUCUCUCAGAAUGGCGCAGCGCUUUUUGAGUUCCACUACGAGGGCGAUGGCCGGCUUGUAGUACGGGAGACGCAUCAUGCGGAGAACAAGCUUGUCCAGGAUGGUCGUUCAGGCCCGCCACUGCGCUGCAGUCAUAGAUUCUGGGCCGAUGCUCCUGUCACAGAGGAUCUAGUGUUCCGAGUCUGGGCGGAGCCACAGAACUUGGACAGAGGUUUUGAUGAGGCCUUCCUGCGUAACUACCUAGGCUACCUUCAAGACUGCGAAGAUCAAAACAUACAGCCCUCAGUCUUUCAGCUCGCAUUGCUUGGCUGGAGCGGUGAUACCCUCCUAUCGCCGCCAUGGUGGGUGCCUCUGUGGAUGCUGAGGCUGCUUCACUUGAUACUUGCUCAUAUGGUGGGGAGGCUUUUCUUGGGGUAA
This is a messenger RNA of Fusarium mangiferae, 492 nucleotides long. RefSeq lists its product as uncharacterized. Lineage: Eukaryota; Fungi; Ascomycota; Sordariomycetes; Hypocreales; Nectriaceae. The record is from RefSeq and is a predicted model, not a curated record. The transcript is spliced from 2 exons. Bases 1 to 492 code for a protein of 163 amino acids.